UGGCACAGAAGGAAGAUAUGGAAGAAAGAAUCACAACCCUUGAGAAACGUUACCUCAGUGCUCAGAGAGAAUCUACCUCCAUACAUGACAUGAAUGAUAAAUUAGAAAAUGAGUUAGCAAAUAAAGAGGCCAUCCUACGGCAGAUGGAAGAGAAGAACAGACAGUUACAAGAGCGUCUUGAGCUGGCUGAGCAAAAGUUGCAGCAGACUAUGAGGAAAGCUGAGACCUUGCCCGAAGUAGAGGCUGAACUGGCUCAGAGGAUUGCAGCUCUGACAAAGGCUGAAGAGAGACAUGGAAACAUUGAAGAACGCAUGAGACAUCUAGAAGGUCAACUUGAAGAGAAAAAUCAAGAACUUCAAAGAGCUAGGCAAAGAGAGAAAAUGAAUGAGGAACACAACAAAAGAUUAUCUGAUACUGUGGACAGACUUCUCACUGAAUCCAAUGAACGCUUACAACUACAUUUAAAGGAAAGAAUGGCUGCUCUAGAGGAAAAGAAUGUUUUAAUUCAAGAAUCAGAAACUUUCAGAAAGAAUCUAGAAGAAUCCUUACAUGACAAGGAAAGAUUAGCAGAAGAAAUUGAAAAGCUGAGAUCUGAACUUGAUCAAUUGAAAAUGAGAACUGGUUCUUUAAUUGAACCCACAAUAUCAAGAACUCAUCUAGACACCUCAGCUGAGUUGCGGUAUUCUGUUGGGUCCCUAGUGGACAGCCAGACUGAUUACAGAACAACUAAAGUAAUAAGAAGACCCAGGAGAGGCCGCAUGGGUGUACGAAGAGAUGAGCCAAAGGUGAAAUCUCUUGGGGAUCAUGAGUGGAAUAGAACUCAGCAAAUUGGAGUGCUAAGCAGCCACCCUUUUGAAAGUGACACUGAAAUGUCUGAUAUUGAUGAUGAUGACAGAGAAACUAUUUUUAGUUCAAUGGAUCUUCUCUCUCCAAGUGGUCAUUCUGAUGCCCAGACUCUAGCCAUGAUGCUUCAAGAACAAUUGGACGCCAUCAACAAAGAAAUCAGGCUAAUUCAGGAAGAGAAAGAAUCUACAGAGUUACGUGCUGAAGAAAUUGAGAACAGAGUGGCUAGUGUGAGCCUGGAAGGCCUGAAUUUAGCAAGGGUCCACCCAGGUACCUCUAUCACUGCCUCUGUUACAGCUUCUUCGCUGGCCAGCUCAUCUCCCCCCAGUGGACACUCAACGCCAAAGCUCACCCCGCGAAGUCCUGCCAGAGAAAUGGAUCGGAUGGGAGUCAUGACACUGCCAAGUGAUCUAAGGAAACAUCGGAGAAAGAUUGCAGUGGUGGAAGAAGAUGGUCGGGAGGAUAAAGCAACAAUAAAAUGUGAAACUUCUCCUCCCCCCACACCUAGAGCCAUCAGAAUGACUCACACCCUUCCCUCCUCCUACCACAAUGAUGCCCGAAGUAGUUUAUCUGCCUCCCUUGAGCCAGAAAGCCUUGGGCUUGGCAGUGCCAAUAGCAGCCAAGACUCUCUUCACAAAGCCCCCAAGAAGAAAGGAAUCAAGUCUUCGAUAGGACGUCUGUUUGGUAAAAAGGAAAAAGCCCGACUUGGGCAGCUCCGAGGAUUUAUGGAGACUGAAGCUGCCGCUCAGGAGUCCCUGGGGUUGGGCAAACUUGGAACUCAAGCUGAGAAGGAUAGAAGACUGAAGAAAAACACAUCUGGGCAUGAACUUCUAGAAGAAGCUCGGAGGAAGGGAUUACCUUUUGCUCAGUGGGAUGGACCCACUGUAGUUGCAUGGCUGGAGCUCUGGCUGGGAAUGCCUGCUUGGUAUGUAGCAGCCUGCCGAGCCAACGUGAAGAGUGGUGCCAUCAUGUCGGCGUUAUCAGACACUGAGAUCCAGAGAGAAAUUGGAAUCAGCAAUCCCCUGCAUCGCUUAAAGCUGCGAUUAGCAAUCCAGGAGAUGGUUUCCCUAACAAGUCCAUCAGCUCCUCCGACGUCCCGAACUCCUUCAGGCAACGUUUGGGUGACCCACGAAGAAAUGGAAAAUCUUGCCGCUCCAGCAAAAACGAAAGAAUCUGAGGAAGGAAGCUGGGCCCAGUGUCCGGUUUUUCUACAGACUCUGGCGUAUGGAGAUAUGAACCAUGAGUGGAUUGGAAACGAAUGGCUUCCCAGCCUGGGGUUACCUCAAUACAGAAGUUAUUUUAUGGAAUGCUUGGUAGAUGCAAGAAUGUUAGAUCACCUAACAAAAAAAGAUCUCCGUGUCCAUUUAAAAAUGGUGGAUAGUUUCCAUCGAACAAGUUUACAAUAUGGAAUUAUGUGUUUAAAGAGGUUAAAUUAUGACAGAAAAGAACUAGAAAGAAGACGAGAAGCAAGCCAACAUGAAAUAAAGGAUGUGCUGGUGUGGAGCAACGAUCGAGUUAUUCGCUGGAUACAAGCAAUUGGACUUCGAGAAUAUGCAAAUAAUAUUCUUGAGAGUGGUGUGCACGGCUCCCUGAUAGCGUUGGAUGAGAACUUUGACUACAGCAGCUUAGCUUUGUUACUACAGAUUCCAACACAGAACACCCAGGCAAGGCAGAUUCUCGAAAGGGAAUACAAUAACCUCCUGGCUCUCGGAACUGAACGGCGACUGGAUGAAAGUGAUGAUAAGAAUUUCAGGCGUGGGUCAACAUGGAGAAGACAGUUUCCUCCCCGUGAAGUACACGGAAUCAGCAUGAUGCCCGGAUCCUCAGAAACGUUACCAGCUGGAUUUAGGUUAACCACAACAUCUGGGCAGUCGAGGAAAAUGACAACGGAUGUUGCCUCAUCAAGACUGCAGAGGUUAGACAACUCCACUGUUCGCACAUACUCAUGUUGACAAGCCACUCAAAGGAGGCAGCACUGACUUGCUAUGUCGUCUUUUCAGCCUACUCUACCUAAAGUGCACUACCAUCUAUGAGGACGAACAGUAAAAACCUUUGUGAAGACUGAAUUCUAAGGAAACACCACAAGUGAUGGUUUAUUAAGCUGCAAAUGUGAUUUUCGGGGAGUCAGAUGUUAAGUUUGAUUAGUUUACUACAAUUGUAAGAAAAUGCUUAAGUCAUUUGAAUAAUAAGCAUCAUCCACAUCAUAAAUUCUGUACAACAGAUGCUUUUAUGAAAUGGAGCCACUUGUUUUUUCAUGUUUUAUUGUAAUAUACUAGGCCUUUAUGUAUUACUGUGUAUGUAUUUCUUUUUAAAUGUGUAAGUCUUAUGUAAAUGGAUAUAAAUAUGAUUUUUAAAAAAAUAAAAUAUAUGGUUCAUGGAGUCUCGAGUGCAAACAUUUGACAAUUCCAAGUACUGUUUGUAUUUUACCAUUCCACCAUUUUUACAGUUUUUGAAUUGUAACAGUCGAAUCGAUAUGUUUCUCCUUCAAGUCUGUCAAUACUUAAAGCUGAAAACCUGCCUCUGAUCAUGUAAAAAGGAAUGAUUUAACCUGGAACUGGAGCCAAAAAUAGUCCUUUAAAGGCAAUCAGGGAUGUCCUAUAACUUUAGAAAUAGCACUGUGAUGGCUCGAUCUCCUUUUCAAUACAAAACAAAGCUAAACUGUUUACAAGAGUCAAGAGCAAAUAUUUAAAAAAUAAUUUAUAAGGAAUAAACAUUAUCUUCUCUUGUUAUCCAUGGACCAAGAAAAAAGAGGAAAAAAAAAAAAAAACUUCUUUACUAAGAACCACAUGUUCAUCAGAUAUCUCGAACCGCCAGCCAGCGCUGCUCAGUGAAUGUCAACCACUGCAGAGCCUGAGGCUCAUUUCCAUUGGAAAAAACCAAACCCAGAAACCUUUCCCUCUUGUCGAUGUAAAAGGGCAUUAGCCAGACUCAUGUCUAAUGUCACAAGCUUCUAGCCAAGAUGGCCUUGUUGAGACUUCCCUGAAGUCAGUCUUAUCAGAGGAAAUAAAUGAAAGACAGAAUGGUUAACAUAUAUAGUGUAUAAAAGUAUAGAAGAGUAACCUCUUCCCUGUGGCUUUAUUUGGUGGUGUUACUGUUGUUUAUUCCUUGUUUAUAUGGGAGAUUUCAAAGUAAAACCUAUUUAAUAAUACCAUUUAUCUAACUGCUGAUUUUCUGCUGCUUGAUCUUAUGAAGCGCAAGACCUGUCAUUAGUAAUUUCCUUUUUGUAUUUAAUUUGCUGUUUGCACGUACAUUACAUUUGUUUUGAUGUCUAUUUUUGUUUAACAGAUUCGGUCAAAAGGUAAUGGUAACAGAAACCCUCUCCACUGUCAAUAAAAAAUACUUCCAGUUCUCUGUUUAA
Hyaena hyaena (striped hyena) is the source of this 4201-nucleotide messenger RNA. It is a transcript of the gene PPFIA2, whose product is annotated as PTPRF interacting protein alpha 2. The transcript has 25 exons. Lineage: Eukaryota; Metazoa; Chordata; Mammalia; Carnivora; Hyaenidae. Gene Ontology annotation, cellular component: presynaptic active zone. Gene Ontology annotation, biological process: synapse organization. The record is from RefSeq and is a predicted model, not a curated record. Bases 18 to 2795 code for a protein of 925 amino acids. Gene Ontology annotation, molecular function: protein binding.